ACCCUGAUUCGAGGCCCAACAACACGAAAAAAAACAUAGCCCUAGGCCUUCGCAUGGUUGGACUGAGCAAUCCAUUGAUUAUCUAGAAAGUCCCAUGAGCCGGACAGCUUAAAAAAUAGGGAGUCUGGUCAUGGCCUCCGCCGUUCCGGGUGUUAGUGGGGCCUCCCUAGCCCCAGAUAUGUCCGACGCUUACACGCAUGCUAAAGGCAAUACCCAUGUUUUGGAAUGUCGGGUGUGUAAUCAUUUGUAUGGGAUUGAAGGCGAGAAGAUUCCCCGUCUGUUGGUGUGUGGCCACUCCCUGUGCCACGCCUGUCUCUUACGCCUCCCCAAACAGGAUUGGGUGGUUCUGUGUCCUUUUGAUCGACAACCCACACCUUUAGGCACGAACGGUGUGUGGGAUUUGAAGAAGAACUUUGCCCUAAUCGAGUUGUUGGAACGUGUGUACGCCAAUCACCAGGAUCGCCGCCACCACGCCCACGAGGGCCCGUUCUCGGUACUGGCCUUGUCUCAAGCCGUGUCAGCUUUGGAGCGUGGGGACCGGAACUACGGCACGGUUCCCUGCGAUGAGAACGAGGAGCACAUUGCCGAGCUGUACUGCACCACGUGCGGCUCUCAUUUGUGUCAUGAUUGCUCGGAUUCCACCCAUGGGACGCGGACUUUGGCCAAGCAUCGACGCAUUCCGCUCUCCGAGAAGCCCAAAGAGAAGCCCAAGUGCGGCUAUCACACCUCUCAUGUCAUGGAGUUCACCUGUUUGGAACCGGAUUGCCAAGGCGCGCCUCUGAUGUGCUACAUCUGCAAAGAUUACGGUCGCCAUAAGGGACACCAACAUAAUCUUCUGGAACUGGAGGCCGAGAAGUUUCGCACCACCCUCGGCCACGCGGUCUCGCAUCUGAAAAAGUUCAUGGAGGAGGUCUCGGACACGGCCCGCAAAUUGGAACUCGCCGAGGGUCGCUUUCUCCGCCGACCCGACAAUGACCCGGAGUUGCCCGAGGACUUCGAAGGUGGAACCGCGGACCUGGCCAAGAGUCGGGUUCAAACCUAUUUCCAAGGCCUGCGGGAACAGCUGAAUCACCAGGAAGUGGCCGCUCUCACUGUGGUGGAUACCUACAUUCGAGAGCGUCUGUGCGCCAUUCGCCAACAAGGCGAAGAUAUCGCCACGAUCUUGGGCCAAGUGGCCUCGGUGUGUAUCCAAUGCGAGCGUGUGGCUAAACUAGACGAUGCCCGGGUUCUUUUGGCCGCGGGCGAGAUCCAACUCAUGCUGGACGCGGUUGAGAGUCAGAAGCAGCGCGAUUUCACCCAAGUCCAACCGGACGCGUCCAUUCCGAUCACGUUCACGCGAGACAAUCGGGUUCACAUCGGGCCCAAGAUCGAGAUGCGCGUGGUCACUUUGGGGCUGGAUGGGUCGGGCAAGACGUCGAUCCUGUUCAAAUUGAAGCAGGACGAGUUCGUGCCCACCAUUCCUACGAUCGGGUUCAACGUCGAGACUUUGGAGUACAAGAAUAUCAAAUUCACCGUGUGGGAUGUGGGCGGACAGCAUAAACUGAGACCUUUGUGGAAGCAUUAUUAUUUGAAUACACAGGCCGUCAUAUUUGUCAUCGAUUCCACGGAUCGAGUACGUUUGUCAGAAGCUAGAGAUGAACUAGUGAAGCUUCUCACGGAGAAAGAACUUCAAGACGCUUGCCUCCUGAUUCUCAUCAAUAAACAGGAUCUGAGCGGAUGUAUGAGUUUAGAAGAGAUAUCCGACGAGCUGUCCUUGUUUAAAUUGUGCUGUGGUCGAUCCUGGCACAUGCAGACUUGUGAUGCCAGUCGGGGAACUGGUCUUACCGACGGAUUGGACUGGCUUUCUCGACAAUUGGUGGCUUCAGAGGUGUUUGAUGUGGAAUGAAAUUUGUCAUGUCAUUAGGAAAUAUAGCAGUACCGUACUAUAUAAUAUCCUGUCGUCGAUUCCAAAGGAAUUUCAAUCCAUUCUGUACAUUCCAGCUUUGACAUACUUCCAAGUUGCGCUGAAGAAUUCGAAAAGAGAAGACCUGAUCAAGUGCGAACUUAAAAAUUUCAUUUCAAUU
Tigriopus californicus is the source of this 2063-nucleotide messenger RNA. RefSeq names its product E3 ubiquitin-protein ligase TRIM23-like. The transcript is spliced from 5 exons. NCBI's taxonomy places the organism in Eukaryota, Metazoa, Arthropoda, Copepoda, Harpacticoida, Harpacticidae. Gene Ontology annotation, cellular component: cytoplasm; plasma membrane; lysosomal membrane. The coding region runs from base 131 to 1885 and encodes 584 amino acids. Gene Ontology annotation, molecular function: GTPase activity; GTP binding; zinc ion binding. Gene Ontology annotation, biological process: intracellular protein transport; vesicle-mediated transport. The record is from RefSeq and is a predicted model, not a curated record.